Micromonas pusilla CCMP1545 is the source of this 2586-nucleotide messenger RNA. RefSeq lists its product as uncharacterized. The record is from RefSeq and is a predicted model, not a curated record. The transcript has 2 exons. Lineage: Eukaryota; Viridiplantae; Chlorophyta; Mamiellophyceae; Mamiellales; Mamiellaceae. Gene Ontology annotation, molecular function: protein binding. The coding region runs from base 1 to 2586 and encodes 861 amino acids. Gene Ontology annotation, biological process: protein K11-linked ubiquitination; anaphase-promoting complex-dependent catabolic process. Gene Ontology annotation, cellular component: nuclear periphery; anaphase-promoting complex.
AUGGCGGCGGAAAAGUCCACCACCGCGAUGAUGACGUCUGCGUUCACGCUUCUGCACGAUAAGAACAUGCUCGCGCCCGCCUCGGCCUCGUCGUGGUGCCCGACGAUGGACCUCCUCGCGCUCGCGACGACGGACGGCCAGCUCUCGCUCGCGCGACUCGAUUGGAACAAGCAAGGCGGCGAGCGCGAGAACAAGCUGUGGACGACGAACCCCGACAGCGCGGUCACCGCGCUCGGGUGGCGACCGGACGGCCGCGUCCUCGUCUCCGGGCACGCGGACGGGUCGAUCCAGCUGUACCACGUCGAGGACGGGGAGAUUUUACAUCACUCGCGGCCGCACGCGGCGGCGGUGACGAGCCUACACUGGCAGGACGCGCCGGCGUCGGACGCGACGCGCUCGAGCGCGGCGUACCAGUCCGUCGUCAGCCGGUUCGCGCUGCCGACGACGACGACGAAAAGCGGCGGCGCGGGGAGGGGAGGGGGACUCGCCGGCGCGAAGGGGAAGGAAGGCGGCGGCGGCGGCGCGGGGUCGAGGACGUUGUUCGACCACUUCAAUCCCCCCGCGAAGCUCUCCGUCCUCGUCGGCGGCGACGCGCGAGGGGUCGUGACCAUGUCCGCGCACGGGGUGUUCCCGAUCGGCGUCGCGGACGUCGCCGCCGCGGGAUUGGGGAUGUUAGGGGGGUUCUUCGGCGAAGGGGAAGGACUGGUGGAGUCGUCGUCGUCGUCGUCGUUCAGCGUGCAACACGCGUCGUUGUCGCCGGACAUGGCCCGGGUGCUCGUCGCGUUCACCGCGGCCCCGUCGUCGUCGUCGUCCUCCUCCUCCUCCGCCGCGUUCGUGGCGACCGCGGCCGCGCCGCUGCUCGCCGCGCGGUCCAGAGAGAUGUGCGAGAUCGCGUCGCACGGGUCGCAGUGCGUCAAGCUCGCGAACGAGUCGUGCGCGGAGAUCGACGCCGCGUCGACGGCGUGGUCGAAAGCUUUCGGGGACUUUUCGUCGAAAAUGCGCGCGCUGCGAGAGCGCCUCGCGACGCACUGGCGGCACUCGGACGAGUUCGAUCCCGCGGAACCGACGCCGCCGAGCGUGGAGGAGCACUUCCUGUCGCUGCUCGCGACCGGGACGGUGAACGACGCGAUGGAGGAGUUUUUCACGCACGAGUUUCAACCGAGCGCGGCGCGGCGAGUGGCGAAAACCGUCGACGCCGCCGCGAACGCCGCGCACGCCGCGCUCCUGGAGACGAUCCUCCCCACCGCGGAGGCGGCCGUCCUGAGGCUUGCCGAGCUCCAGGCGCUCGCGAGGUGGAGAGAGCGCGUCUCCGCGGUCGGCCUCAGCGAAGUCGCCGUCGACGCCGCGCUCGACGCGGCGGAGAGGCACUGCCUCGCCGCGGGCGUCGCGAUUCGCGCCGCCACCGCGCACGCGGCGCGGCUGCGCGCGUUCUUCGUCCUCAUCCUCCGCACGCAGCGGGUCAUCAUGGGCGAGAACCCGGACGGCGGCGGCGAGGACGACGACGCGAACGCGCUGCCGGCGCUGAACCCGGGGUUACUCCGGGAGUUAUUCCGCGACGGCGUCGACGCGGACGCGCUCGGCGCGCACUUGAAACCUCCCUCUCCUCCUCCUCCCUCCGCGGCGGCGGCCGAUCGGGACGACGCCCAGGACGCCGCCGAGCGGCUCCGUCGCGGGAGGCUCGACCGAGGCGACGACGAUGACCACCGGGACCGGGAGGACGCGGAGACGGACGCGCGAUCGAAGACCGCGGCGGCGCGGGACGCGUUCCUCGCCGCCGUCCGCGGCGCCGCCGCCGCGGCGGGGUUCGGCGGCGAAGACGCCGCGUCCGCGUCAGAUCGGCGGCAGCGCGUGCCGCCGCUGUGGAGCGCCGCCGCGGAGCUCAGAGGCGCGUGCGUCGCCGCGCUCGACGGCCCGGCCGCGGCGAUGUCCGCGUCGCUGCGAUUCGGCCCCGCGUUCGCGGUCGUCGCGUCCGGCGUCGACGCCGCCGGCGCGGCGGCGCCGCCGAAGAUUUCGCACGGGGGGUGGUCCGACGACGGCGACGCGGAGACGCUCGUAUUCCACGCCGGCGGCGACGUCGUCCAGGAUGGCGAAGAAGAAUCGCGACAAAAACAACAACGUCAGCACGUCGGGACGCUCACCUUGCGCCGCGGCGUCCCCGAGCGCGCGAUGUCGCUGCGGGUGGAGGAGGGCCGAGAAGUCGUCGACGCGCGCGCGUACACGGAGGGUCGCGUGCUGGUGUUGACGCAGCCCGCGGGGGGCGACGACGCGGCGCCGGGCGCGGCCGCGGCGUCCGCGGCGAUGAUCGACCCGUCCGAGCUCCCCGGCGGCGGCGAGGGCGCGAGCGUGGAGGCGGGAGGCGGCACGGUCGCGAGGCCCCGGCCGCCGCCGGGGUGCGUCCCGGAGGCGGGGGUGUUGGACGCGUCGGCGGCGAGGGCGCGGCGGCUCCCGGGGCUGGUCGCGACCGCGCCGCUCGCGGUCGGUCCCGCGAAGGGGCUCGCCGCGGUGCUGGUCGGGUCGCGGCGGAUCGUGUUGUUGGACCUGGAGGAGGACGAGUGCGACGAGGAUGACGACGAGGAGGAGGAGUAA